Babjeviella inositovora NRRL Y-12698 is the source of this 1506-nucleotide messenger RNA. Its product is annotated as glycosyltransferase family 91 protein. Gene Ontology annotation, molecular function: mannosyltransferase activity. The transcript has a single exon. The coding region runs from base 1 to 1506 and encodes 501 amino acids. The record is from RefSeq and is a predicted model, not a curated record. Lineage: Eukaryota; Fungi; Ascomycota; Pichiomycetes; Serinales.
AUGGUCAGAAAACCGAAGGAGGAGAAGGAGUCAAAAAAAGUGGAUAUAGAGCCGAGCUCUGAGGAAUACGAUUAUGCAUACUCCUCCCCACACAGCUGCGAGUCCCUUGAAUACACCGGAAAUCUCAGUGUCACCAAGGCCCAGCACCUCACGGUACCACUUACGGAAAUCGCCAGGUUAAUCUCAAACUCAGGUUUUGAGGACUUCAUCACCUACCCCGAGGGCGAGGCCGAGGGGUUCCACAUUUCAAAGCACUGGUACUUCUUUGGCGGGGCGUCGGUGUGGCUUGCCGACUAUGGAGUUUACUUCUACACCACACGUGUUUACUUCUCUCCCACGGGCUCCAAACACCAUUGCACAUUCUCUUUCGUCUACGCACAGCUUUACGACUCCGACUGGAACGAAGUCAAGGGAACCCUCGAGGUUCCGCAGUAUGAUUCAGCAAUCCCCGAGUCACCCAUGCCAUUUCCACAGCUCUUGCCUAUUCCGUUCAACGGCGAACAGGGCAAAAAGUACUUGGGCCCUGAGGACCCACGGAUUCUCACGCGGCGCAACCCCUUGGGGUUUGAGGAACCUAUGGUGGUGUUCAACAUGAUCAGCGAGGAGCACGACCGGAAGCGACUUUUGCACGCAUACUUUCCGUUCACCGAGACUUUGAUCAAGUUUCGGGUGUAUGGCUACGAGCCCCUCAAGCGUGAGAAGAAUUGGACACCAUUCUUUGAUCCGGCUGAGCCUAGCGAUACCCACGUUCGGUUCAUCUACAAUAUCAACCCGUUAGAGAUUCUCCUCUGCGAUUUGGAGUCUGGUUGGUGCAAGUUUGUCCAAGGAACCGCCCGCCUCACGGAGGAUGAUGUUAGUGCCAUAGACACCCUCGAAGACGUAAAGAUAUCGGAGAUGAGGGGCGGCACCACGCUCUGGCCACUUCCAGCGGAGCUCCAGUCGCAGCUUCCGGCCAGCAGAAAGCUCUAUAUUGGGUUUGCCCGUGCUCAUCUCACCAAAUGCGGCUGCGGAAGCUCCAUGUACCGGCCGAACUUGUUCAUCUUGGAGGAGAAUCCCGAGACAAAGAAGUUUGCGGUGCUAUUAAACAGCGCGUUUCUCGAUUUCAAUAUAGAAAUCACGCCAUGGCACGCCGACGAAGAUCAGCCGCAUUGCACUGACUCCAACGUGUUGAUUUCUAACGGGAUAUCGUAUUGGGACGUGCAGGAGGUGAAGGGGAAGGCCAGUUUCGAUGAUCAUUUGGGGUUGACGCUCUCCAGUGGCGAUCUGAACGUUCAGGUGAUUCACAUCCUGGGAUUGUUGAAUUAUAUUGCGCGCAUUCCAAGACUCUUGAACGAGGCCAGCAUGGACGGAGCUAUGUCCAAUGUUGUGGGCUGUGCGUUGCGGUAUUCGAGGGAGUACUGUCGUGCCUAUGGAGAGCUCUUUGAGAACCAAGAUCCGGAGGAUCUGGGGUUUGGAAGGUUGUGGCUGCGUCUAGGUUUCGGAUCGGCAACCGAAAGAGACGAUUGA